CAACACUUUGAGCAGCUGUCAGCCGAUCUGAAGGUGGCGACAGAAUGCAGCAAAAACUUGUCAGCUGAGUGGAACAGUACACAGGCAGCUGAGCUGCUACAGGAUAUGAAGACACUGAGGGAGGCUCUGCACAAACACCAGCUGACAGAAUGCAAAGAUGCAGAGCCAAAAGAGUGCCCUGAAGCUGAAGUGCCCCAAAACGGAGGCCUGAUCUGCAUCCCUUUUGGCAACAAGCGAUACUGCAAACCUAUGUGCAACCAUGGCUAUGAUUUUGGUUUCAUCAGAAUCAGUCGCUUGUAUGAAGAAUGCAGUAAGGAGACGAAGUAUAAGUGGACGACUCAGUACGUCGGAGGAAACAGACUGGCUGUGUGUGACGAAUCAUCAAUUCAGAUUUCAGGAGCAAAAACUGCAUAUUUUCCAAAGGAUCAGGACUGCCUGGUGACUAAGGCCAACAAGUCGCUGCGGAACAGCGUGAUGGACGUUUUUGCAUCCGAGCUGAAGAAUAAGGGUGUGGUAGGAGACCCGCAGCACGCCUGCUUCAUAUGCGGGUGACC
This is a messenger RNA of Thalassophryne amazonica, 554 nucleotides long. RefSeq lists its product as uncharacterized. NCBI's taxonomy places the organism in Eukaryota, Metazoa, Chordata, Actinopteri, Batrachoidiformes, Batrachoididae. The record is from RefSeq and is a predicted model, not a curated record. The transcript is spliced from 5 exons. The coding region runs from base 106 to 552 and encodes 148 amino acids.